GAAUUGACCAAUAAUGGCUUCAGUACGAGAAGUGUCCAGUUUCACCGAAGACUUGCUGUGCCCCAUUUGCCUCUCCCUCUUUCGGGACCCCCGCAUGCUGACGUGCGGCCACAGCUUCUGCGCUCCCUGCCUGGAGCCCUGCAUCCCCAUGGGGCUUUGCCCCGAGUGCCGGCACCCCUUUGCUUUGCGUGACAUGACCAUCAACCGAGCCCUCUGCAGCUUGUCCGAGAAGGCCCGGCUCCUGAGGAUGGAUGAAGGGUACUUCUGUGAGGAACACAAGGAGCCCCUCAAGCUCUUCUGCAGCCAAGAUGAGGAGCCCAUCUGCGUCAUUUGCCGGGACUUGCCUGAGCACCGGGGACACGACUUCCUGCCCACAAAAAAUGCGGUUCAAACCUAUCAGGACCAGCUGAAAGCAUUUCUGGAGCCUCUUGAGGAAGAUCUCAGACGGUUGAAAAGGAGUCAGUGUCACCAGCAGGAGAACAUUAUCGAAUUAAAGACGUGUUCCGAAUCCUUGUCUGAUCAUGUCUCUGGAGAGUUUGUGAAGAUGCACCAGCUGCUGAAUGACAGAGAGCUGGGUAUAAAGCAGGCCUUAGAAAACCAGCGAGAAAAGAACUUGGCUCAGAUGGAAACCAAGUUAAAGGAACUGGACUGGAAGAUGGCCUCAUGUUCAGAAACUCUGUGUUGCAUACAGGCCGGCCUUGAAUGCAAAGAUCACAUAAGUUUCCUUAAGGAGGCAAAAGAGUUGCUAGAGAGGGUAAGUAAGGAACAACCUGAUGAACCUGAACUAGGUGCCAAACUAGUAGGAGAAGAUGGGCUGGGGGCCAGCAAUGACGACACCAGCAAUGACGACACAGAUGAAUUUGUGAAUGAGGUUGAUCGGUUGAUGAGAGAUGCUGAAGAUGAUGAUGAGGAAGAGGAGGAAGAGGGUGAACAAGAGGAAGAACCAGAGACUGCAGCAGGAGAAGAGGAGAAGGAAGAGGAUGAAGAUGGAGUGGUGGCUGUAGACUUGAACGUGGGCGAGUUUAAAGGACCUCUGCAAUUCUGCGCCUGGAAGCAGCUCCUGGGUGCGGUCCAUCCAGUCCCUGCAAGCUUAACUUUGGACUACAACUUAGCUUGUCCCAGCCUGGUCCAAUUGAAAGAAGCCACCGGAGUCACGUUCAGUCCCAACCAAUGCUUCAGCCGACAAAAGUCAAAGUGCUUCACCUCAAGCCUGUGUGUGAUGGGAUGGAAAGGAAUUACCACUGGGUGCUUCUACUGGGAGAUCGAAGUCGGGGACAGUACCGGUUGGGUGGUGGGGAUGGCCAAAAAGUCUGUGAAGCGCAAGAAGCGGCUGAACGUUCUACCCAAGGAAGGUGUGUGGGCCAUUGAGCUGAAGGCUGGAGAGUACCAAGCUCUGAGUGAACCCUGUACGCCCCUCUUGGUCUGCGGGAGGAUGGAAAAAGUUGGGGUCUACCUGGACUUUGAAGGGGGGCAUCUCUAUUUUUACAACGGCAACAGCAUGACCCAUCUUUACACCUUCCAAGAAUGCUUCCAUGAAGAGCUGCUCCCCUUUCUCAGCACCCAAAGCAGCUACCCCCUCUCGGUGUGGAAUCUGGUGCUUUGAGAUCAUAGUUCAGAGUGCUGCAUUGCGAUGAACAGCCUGGUGAAAAUUGAAACCAUUGAGAUGUGCUAGAAUGGAUCUUUUCUUAGCAGUAGCA
Messenger RNA from Protobothrops mucrosquamatus (brown spotted pit viper), 1697 nucleotides. Its product is annotated as zinc-binding protein A33-like. The record is from RefSeq and is a predicted model, not a curated record. Lineage: Eukaryota; Metazoa; Chordata; Lepidosauria; Squamata; Viperidae. The transcript is spliced from 6 exons. Bases 14 to 1603 code for a protein of 529 amino acids. Gene Ontology annotation, molecular function: protein binding; zinc ion binding.